Molecule: messenger RNA, 600 nt
Organism: Hyalella azteca
Lineage: Eukaryota; Metazoa; Arthropoda; Malacostraca; Amphipoda; Hyalellidae
Product: obscurin-like
Exons: 4
Molecular function (GO): protein binding
Source: RefSeq, a predicted model, not a curated record
UAACCGCGUGGUGUCUGAGCGCGACGUAGACGGUAUCCUGCGCCUAACCAUCCGUCACGUGCGGGAGGAGGACGCGGGGUCCUACACUCUGAAGGUCUGGAACGACUACGGCCAGGCCGCCUCCAUGGGCAAGCUCGUCUGUGAAUGUAUAUCGAAGAAGGCCCGUCGGCCCGUUGGCGACGAGUAUCAGGGCUGGGAUAAGAUGAAGCGGACCGGAAUACCGGUCCCGUUACCAGACCGUCCCUUCAUCAGCGCCUUGUCGGACCGACGGGUGACGGUCUCGUGGAACCCGUACAUCGCUCAGGGACCUCAGCCGCCCGUUACGUACCAAGUGGAAAUGUGCGAGAGUCCCGAGGGCGACUGGUUCACGGCCCGUUCUGGCAUCAGGGGCACGGCGGUCGACAUCACCAACCUCGCCCCCAAGAGCGACUACAAGUUCAGGGUCCGCGUGGAGAACAAUCACGGCGUGUCCGAGCCCUCGCCCUACGUCGCCACCUUCAGGGUAACCGACAAGGACGCCGGCGUCUACGAGUGCCACGCUCGCAACGAGCACGGCGAGUCUCGCCAGAGGAUUACCUUCGAGAUCGCCGAGUAUCCGGG